Messenger RNA from Stylonychia lemnae, 1023 nucleotides. The record is from the annotation of a GenBank genome assembly. NCBI's taxonomy places the organism in Eukaryota, Ciliophora, Spirotrichea, Sporadotrichida, Oxytrichidae.
AUGGAAUUAUUAUUUGCUGCUUACUGCCCUGUAAACACUUCAAAGUCCAAGCAACUCUACUCCUUUCCGAAGUAGCGCAGAUUCAAGCCUCCUAAGAAAUUGCUAUCCACAAGCUUUGGUGUUGGAGAUAGAUUUAAGAUGAUAGAGCUUAAAAGCAAGAGGAAGAAUACACCGAUGAGUCCUAAUUCAAUGCUGACAACGGAAGAUAUCAACUUGCCUUCAGAAUUCUCACAAUCUCCAAAGAAGGGCUUUAGUUUCGGAGCAUCAAGAGAAGUCUAUAAACGAGUUUACACUAAGACAUAGCCUUUUAUUUAGGAUCCAGAGAUGCCUGGUCCCGGAUCUUAUGAUGUCAAAUCCUUUGUAGAAAAAACUUGCAACGAUAAUAGAAGCUUUAUUCUGGGCAAGAAAGAAAACCAUGAAUUGCCAUUUAAUUUCCCCGCGAAUCCUGGACCUGGAUACUACAAUGAUCUAAAUAACAUCAGCAAAACUGGGAUAUACUAUAACUCAAAGUAUCAUAACUCAGGCUCUCAAAAAUUCGCCAAAAAACCCAGAGAAUUUCUUCGAAUAAGUAAUUUUCAUUGUCAUAGUUAAAUUUUAGAAAAUAACACUCCUGGACCUGGCUAGUAUGAUCCAAAAACGCUAAUAAACAGAGACGGAAAAUAUUUUGUCUCAACGUAUAGAAAUAGCUAUGUGAGGAAGUUCGGAACCGGUUCAUAGAAUAAUCCAGAGGGAGUUUCAAAUGCUCUCAGGUCACUUAAUUACUCAGUUGAUAUGUCUACGAUGCAGAGAAGCAAAAUGGCGAGCACUUUCAAGCAGCAUACACCAGGACCUGGAUCCUACAGGAUAAUGUCUGAGUUCGGCAAGUAUGAACUUAACACUGUCUCCCCAGGAGCGAUAAUGGACACCACUGCUACCACACCUGUAAAAAGAUCCUUCAGUGCAAUGGGCCAAAGCCGCAAAAAGAGGACUUAGUCCUCGAUGGGCUACAAUGUAGAUGAUGAUUUCACAAGAGAUCAGGAUUGA